This is a messenger RNA of Eupeodes corollae, 2130 nucleotides long. RefSeq lists its product as uncharacterized. The record is from RefSeq and is a predicted model, not a curated record. Lineage: Eukaryota; Metazoa; Arthropoda; Insecta; Diptera; Syrphidae. The coding region runs from base 523 to 1965 and encodes 480 amino acids. The transcript has 7 exons.
AAAUUUCAGUCGUAUUCGGGAGAUACAUGACGUUAAACGAUGUUUCGCGUCGCCCUAGCCACUGCCACCACCGCCGCCGCCGCAAUUUAAUUGAUCGAAUUUCUCCGAUAACUUGCGAUCUUUUUUAUAUUCUUGUUUGUCCUAAUAUAUCUUGAGAUCGUUGUCGUUUGGCGUGUACUUACCUACCUAUAGAUUAACUAAACAUAUCUACUUACCUACAUGGAAUUUAGAUUGCUUUCAAGUGCUAACCUUAAUUUGUUUGUAAUUUGUAUUCUCUUCAUUAAUUUGUUUUCUAUAAGAGCGCGCUUUGAAGUACUUUAUUAAUCGGUCCAACAAAUAGGGACUCUGCUUGCCUUUCAUAGGCUCCCUCUAUAUGUUCAGUGAAGUACCAAAGUGUAAGAACUUUGUUUAUUCUAAUUAGUCCUUCUACCUACAUAUACAGCUGGGGCUUCCGUCCCGCUCGUCAAUAGAAAUAUUGGUAUUGUUGUUGCUGUGUUUACUUACUGCAGUACACCAACAAUAAUGAAAAUGAACUCGUUCAACACAAAUGCACAUGGCUUCCGGUCUUCCAAACGGAAAUGCUCUUCUCUCACUGGUUGUUUGAUAUUUGUCCUUUUGAUGUCACAGACUUCCUGUCGGCCAUCCGAGACCGACAGUGACAAUAGUCACAGCGAAGAAAUAACAUACAACGACCAAGACUACAUGGAUGCUGAUGAUUUGGAUUGGAAAACCUUUGCAGAUGUCGAAACCACAUCGAAAGUCCAUCCGAUUAUAUUCUACAAGGAGGACAUUGUCAGCGAGGAUUAUGACCCGAGCAAGGAGAAGAAAAAGACGCACGAGAAGCAUCAUGUUAAAGAAAUUAAGAAGCACCAAGGGCAAAAGAAUAAAAAAAUAUCUAGACGCCACAAUCAAACUGAAAGCAUUCGAUAUAUAUCACCGGAAAAGGUAUAUUUUGACAUACAUCCAAUUGAACACAACGUCAAAGAUGGAGGCAGCAGUGAAGAUGAGAGCAGUUUCGACGAAGACGAUAUUCAUGUUGAAGUUAUAUCUCUUGUUGAUGGGAAAAUCUUGAAUACUAAAAAUACACCGUCAGCUGAAGACCAAUCCUAUUCGAAAAGUUUACUAAAUAAAAAUCCAAACAAAAUCAAUCGUCGGAAUCGCCGUGACGUCACAAAGAAAAAUGAGGAUGCGACAAUUAAUGUUAGCCUGCGUCAUAAACGCAACCCUUACUACCAAAGAAACUCACACUAUGCCAAUCAAUUGCCACAUUACCGAGGGGUAUCCUUCCAUCCUCAAUUAGUAUUAUACCCUAUUAAUAUUAAGACCAGCAGUGGUGUAAAGCACCCAAUUAAAUCACCCAACUACUACAACGCAUAUUCUCCGGGUGGCGGAAAUAUUAUUAACAGAAGACCAACCCCUGCCAGACCGAUCCCCGGCGGAGACCCAGAAAGUUUGGAUAAUCGCUUUGAUUUAGACAGACCAGUUUGGCCGAUCGAAAGUAAUACGACCAGACCUGCUACUACUCAGGCACCACCGAUGAGAACAAUUCCACCAAGGAGAACACCUCCCCCAAUUCUUCAAUUUGGUGAUGAGGACUAUGUUACAUCAGCUCCACCUGAAAAUCGGAACACACAGUCUGGGGCCGUUGCGCCAAGCGGGUUCUCAUCAGCGAGUUCAGGAUCAUGGUCCGAUUCAGCUCCUCGAACAACUCUACGUCCUUCAGUACAAUCAACAUUCAGACCAGCAGUAACAUCACGGCCACCAGCAGUAGCAUCACAACCAUCGGCAUCUCGAGGCAUUUCGUCCUGUAUUUGGGCGAUAACAUCAUGCUGUACUUCUAGCGAACAAAUUCGUUACCAAUGUUUUGAAAGGUUAGGUUGCUCAGGUGCAUUCUGGGACCUAAAUCCAUGUGCGGAUGACAUCCUUCGACUAGCCGUCCAAGCUGCUGAUCAGUACCUCGACUAGGAAACAAUGUUUUUUUUUUUGUUUAUUUUGAAACAUGCGGAAUCGUAACUUAUUUAUUAAAAACAAAACGUAUUUUUGUAUGUAUUUAAGUGUAAUUUAGAUAUUUGAUCAUGCUCUUCCGACUUAUAUGAUUAAUGAUAGUAAAUAUAAUCCGAGAUAAUCACU